CUGGUGUCUCAAAAGCCCACCCACAACAACCAUUGCCUGACACUAAAGAGCUAGAUAACUUAAGGGAGAUUACUAAUGUAUUUAGGAGGAACUUAGUUGAAGGCGACUGGGAGCAUCCGGGCCAUGUGAUGGAGCGGGCACUUGUCGCCCACUAUGCACUCUUCCUAUACUUUCUGAUUGAACCUAAUUUUGCUAGAUCGCUUUCAUAUUGCCACUCGAUUCCUCUCUCUUUCGGCGUCUCCAUUAUCAAAUCGAUCAAUCCAUUGAUCUCCUCUCCCAGGUGCCGUGAUUUGGUUCCGUUUUGGAUCCAUCAUCUUUUCAGCAUUUUAAUAUAUGAGAGAGGCUCUCCAACGUUUUUUCUACGCGACUGUGCAGUGUGGGGUCUCCUGUGGAUUUUACGACAAUGCUUCCCAGACGAGCAUCGAGGAUUCCGCGACCACUGUUUGCAUGAUUUUGGUCGCUUCAAAGUGGUGAGCUUCCUCAUAUCUUUCCUUCCUCAAAGUCGGCUCUCUCGUCUCUCUUUUUUCUUCCUUGCCUGCCUUCUCGUGCGUUGCUCUUGGCUGUACGUAGAUUCCAGUCUCAUUGAAUUUGGUGAUUGGUUUUUUUGGUGUAAGCAGCGAUGCAUUCGAUCUGUCUCAAGAGCAUGGAACACGCAACCAAGAACGCCGCGGUCAUCCAACGCGAGCUCCUGCAGCAAAUCCUGGAGAAGAACGCCGGGACCGAGUACCUUACGCGGCAUGGCCUGGACGAGGAAUCCAACCUCGUCGAUGGCUUCCACAAGCUACCCCUCGUAGAGUACAAUGACAUCGAAGCGGACAUCAAGCGUAUUGCGGACGGCGACACUGGAAGAAUACUUUGCUCCGAUCCAAUCUCACAGUUCUUCAUCAGCUCAGGGACGACGACCGGACGAUCCAAACUCAUCCCGGUGACGAAAGAAGCCGUGGAUCAAGCGCACAACAGGGUGUUCACGAUCAACCCGGACGAAACUUACUUGGCAUUCUGGUUCGCGAGCAAGCAGUCCCUCACGAAAGGUGGCUUCAAGGCCGAGACUGUCACAACCAGCGGUCUCAACAGCGCUCACUUCAAGCGAGCAGCCGCAUCCUUCGUCACCCCGCACAAGAUCUUCCAGUCCACCAGCAUGUACCAGUGCCUCUACUGCCACCUUCUCUGCGGCCUCCUCCGCCGCGAGGAAGUCACCGUCGUGAUCUCGGCCUUCGCCUUCGCACUGACCGAGGCUUUCCGGGUGCUGGAGCAAGUCUGGUCGGAGCUGCUCGAGGACAUCGAGGCUGGAAGCUUGAGCUCGAGGAUCACAGACCCGAUUUUGCGGCUCGCUAUGUCCGGCAUUGCUCCUCCCAGUCCCGAGCUCGCAGAGCAGCUGAGAAGGGAGUUUCGAUCGUUUAGCAUGGACGGGAUCGUCCAGCGCCUGUGGCCCAACGCGAAGUCUGUGGUAGCUGUCACAACCGGAGCCAUGGCACCAUACGCCCCGAGGCUGCGAGCUCUCGCUGGAAAAACUCCGCUGGUUUGCGGAAACUACUUCAGCUCCGAGUGCUUGAUCGGGAUCAACCUCAGCCCGGCCUCGUCGCCAGCCACUUUCACCGUGAACCCGGAGUUUGCGUACUUCGAGUUUCUUAGCUACCACGACGGUGAAACCAAGUUGAAUGGCCUGGAGGAGCAACGUCCCGUUGGUCUGACGGAGGUGACGAUCGGAGAGAAGUAUGAGAUCGUGGUGACAACUCGAUCUGGUACGUUUUGCUUCCAAGUUCUUCGUUUUUCUCCCUGUCAGACUUUGGAGUUCACAGGUCUCUAUCGAUACAGGCUCGGAGAUGUCGUCCAAGUGGCCGGCUUCUUCAACUCGAGCCCGAGCCUGAGAUUUCUUUUCCGGAGAAACGUGGUGAUGAGCGUAGCCACUGACAAAACGGACGAGUUCGAGCUCCAGGCCGUAGUCCACAAGGCCUCAUUGCUGCUGCGGAGCUCAAGCCAGCUCCACGACUUUGCAGGCUACGCCGACUUCUCGUCCAUCCCGGGACAUUACGCCAUCUUCUGGGAGCUCAACCACGGCGGCUCCAUGGAUCCGAGCACCCUGCAAGACUGCUGUGAGCUCCUGGACGUGUCUCUCAACGAUCCUUACUUGCGUGGGAGGAGUAGUGGAGCCAUCGGUCCUCUAAAGCUGUGCGUGGUGAGGGGCGGGAGCUUUAGAGAGCUGUUUGAGCAGCACGUCGCGAGAGGCGGGAGUGGAAGCCAGUACAAAUCUUGUCGCUGCGUCGCGAGCAAACAAGCCAUUGAUCUACUGCGAAGAAACACUCUCCAGCAAGCCUUAAGUUCGAAGUUUCCAAAUCCCUGGAAACUAAGUAUUAAGUCUCUGGAGCUUGACCAAUAAUCAUGUAGCCAUUUUUACCGUGAUAGUUUUCGCGACUGACAAAACGAGAUCUUCCUCGUUAC
Molecule: messenger RNA, 2439 nt
Organism: Selaginella moellendorffii
Lineage: Eukaryota; Viridiplantae; Streptophyta; Lycopodiopsida; Selaginellales; Selaginellaceae
Product: indole-3-acetic acid-amido synthetase GH3.6
Exons: 3
Coding region: 620-2377 (585 amino acids)
Cellular component (GO): cytoplasm
Molecular function (GO): acid-amino acid ligase activity
Source: RefSeq, a predicted model, not a curated record